CGCGAAAGAUAUCUUGCGUUACUUCUUCCGUCAAACAAAGAACAAGUUAUUUGGUUGGCUCCUUUUCACUUUUAGUUUGUUGUUGCAAAUACUUUUGUUGAUUAAUUGUCUGCUCAGCCAUUUGUAUAACUGCAUUACCAUAAUUACGGGUGUUAAUUGGGUCUUAAAAUGACUACAAACGGCAUGAUAAAAAAUCUCGAGCUAACCAUUCAUCAAAUGUUGGACAAGCUCACCCACUCCAAUUUCGACGAGGUUUUGCCAGACUUUAAAAGCAUUCAAGUAGACGACAUCGAUCACUUGGCGAGUCGCGUCUUUGACAUUAUGCUGAGUACAGUGGACCGAAACCCUUCGAGGGCCAGCGUAUUUGCACGAUUAAUAUCCAAAUGGUAUCGUCCUGAAUUCAAAAUGAGAAAGGAACUACUGACCCGGUGUGAGGCAGAAUUCGAAUUAUGCGUCGAAAAUAUGUACAAGGUCAACGUAUCGGAAGAUAACUUGGAAUCAAUAGAUGAUGAAUCAAAAUGGGACAGAUUCAAGGCAAAUGUUCGAUUACUUGGGGAAUUGUACAACAGCUGCGGAAUAAGACAGAAGAAAAUUAUGGAGUAUGUCAACAUACUGCUAGAGGGGGACGGCGAUUUGAGCGUGACAAUCUUGUACAUCUUGAUAAAAACGAUUGGGCGCAAGUUGGAUAAGACGGUCAAAGAGUGUACUGAAGAAACUAAACUGGCGAAGAAAAGUUUUUCAAAACUUGAGAAAAUUAUGAAAUUCGUACAAGGUGUUGGAAAUCUGUUUGCAGACCUGAGAACUCGAAGUAGCAGUGGAUCUUUGUCUCCAAAUUCAAUAAGUGCUCUCGAGGAAAUUUUGCAACUUCGGAACAACAAUUGGAAAACCGCACAAGUUCCGAGCACUUCAAGAUUAGGAAAUAAAGUAAAUUUGAAGGUGGUGAAUGAUCGGGAUGUUGAGUCAACCAUUCGUGAAAUGUUAGGCAGACUCAGCCACUCCAAUUUCGACGAGGUUGUAGAAGAGUUUUCAAGCACAAACUAUUUAGAUGGCGGCGAGGUUAACCUGAUAAUUCUCUUGGUUGACAUUAUGAUGGAAAAAGUUGUCAAGAAACCAACGUCGGCCGGAAUUUUUGCAAAAUUGGUUUCCAGAACUGAUCGCUUAUCCAAAUUGAGAAAAGUAAUCUUAAACCGAUGCCAGAUCGAAUUUCAAUCAAUUAUCGCCAAUGUGGAUAAGAUCAAACAAUCCGAAGAUAACUUAUCAGAUAACGUUGCAAAUCCAGAAUUGGCAAGAGUGAAGUCAAAAUUUAUCGAAGCAUUAAGCGGAGGUCACAUUUCACUAAUUGGCGAGUUGUACAACUAUGACGUACUUGGCCAAAACACAAUUAUGGGAUGUGUCAACGUGCUCUUAAAGAGACGCAAUGAUAUCAGCGUGAUCUUUCUUUGUGCCCUGAUAACCACGGUUGGUCUCAAGUUGGAUAAGACCAUCCAUCAGUUUGAGGGGGAUGAACUAACGAGGCUAGGCUUGCCAAAAUUGAAGGAUGACAUAGAAUUCGUACGCUGGAUUGGAACCCUGUUUGAAGACUUGGAUGCUCGAAUUAAUACUGGAUUUUGGUCGGUAAAGUCAGAAAUUGCUGUCCAGCAAGUUUUGCAACUUCGAAAGAACAACUGGAAAACUGAAGGAGCUCCAACGACUUCAAAAUCGAAUGAUAACGCAAAUUUGAAUGUGGACUCGGUACCACCAUUCAAGGAAGAAAAGAUUGACAGCGAAGUUAACAAGAAUUUCGUGAGACUGAGAAAUAAUGCUCACCACACUUCAAAAUGUUCAAGCCGAAUGUCCACAUCGUCAAAUUUUGCUUCAGAAGAUCCGUUCUUCGGAAAGCAAGAUGAUUUUGGAGCUUCUUUGCCAUCAUCUUGCGAACCUUAUCUCAAGUAUUUAUCCAUGUACACAAAUUACGACAGAAUGCUUAGACAGAUGCCUCCCGAAGUCGUGGAGGAGAUAAACAUGGAAAUUUCAGCGAUUAUCUAUCAGCGAUUCAAAGAUCACAAGUAACUCGAAAGUAUUUCAAAGAGACAAAUUGACUUUGAAAAUGACACGUUUUAUAAUAAAUAGUUUAUAUAAAUACUUAUAAACUAAAUUUUAAGCCUUAAGGAUAUUUAGUAAACCACAAUCGAAAUAUAUGGAUAGAAACUUAUAAGUGGUAUGCCUUAUUCAAGUUGAACAUAUCUAAUUUUCUGUUAUAUGUAAUGAUUUAGAUAAAUUGGUCCCAUGUGAGAUUGCAUAAAAUACUUUUACAUAAUACAUUUAUUGUAUGAUCUUCAUUGCAUAUACAUAUACCACUUUUGUAACAUAUUUAAAUAGAUCAAGUUCUUGGUAUUUUUUGAAAUGGUGUAAACCUGGUUUCUUGAUAAGAAGUAAUUUAUCAUGUAAAUGCCGCAAAUGCUAAAAAAUUCGGCAAGUUGAAAAACCUGUGCAAAAAUAACUAACGAGCAGAAUGUAAUUAAGAUUCGGAAUUUGUUUUCAAACUGGCGAAAAAUUCUGGGGUAGAAUUUCAAAAGUUUGAAAACAUUUUUGCCACGGAAUUUGUACGGCUUUUUAUAAGCGUAUUUAUUUUUAAAUAAAACAAUUUCUAGUCUAA
Folsomia candida is the source of this 2635-nucleotide messenger RNA. RefSeq lists its product as uncharacterized. The record is from RefSeq and is a predicted model, not a curated record. The coding region runs from base 169 to 2049 and encodes 626 amino acids. Lineage: Eukaryota; Metazoa; Arthropoda; Collembola; Entomobryomorpha; Isotomidae. Gene Ontology annotation, cellular component: eukaryotic translation initiation factor 4F complex. Gene Ontology annotation, molecular function: translation initiation factor activity; protein binding; mRNA binding. The transcript has 13 exons.